Dictyostelium purpureum is the source of this 1242-nucleotide messenger RNA. RefSeq lists its product as uncharacterized. The record is from RefSeq and is a predicted model, not a curated record. Lineage: Eukaryota; Evosea; Eumycetozoa; Dictyosteliales; Dictyosteliaceae. Gene Ontology annotation, molecular function: protein binding. The transcript is spliced from 3 exons. Bases 1 to 1242 code for a protein of 413 amino acids.
AUGUCAUUAUUAUUUUCAGACGAAAUCGAUCAAACUGAGGAGUUAACCCAUUUAAUUUUUCAAUGGCUCAAUGAAAAAGGUUAUUCACAAACCAUUUCAAGUUUAGAAAUAGAAAGUGCAACACAACAAAAUCCAUCUGUUGUUAAAUUUGGAGGUCAAUUGGAAUAUAUUUAUAACGAACAUAAAGAAUUACAAGCUUCAAUGAAAACUGAGGAUACUCUUUUAGAUGAAGACCCAGACCUUAAUGAAUUAGGUGAUGGUGUUGUACAUCAACAUUUACAUGACACUUUAGGAUCAGUACAUAGUGCAAAUAUAUUAUGUUCAAGAUUUAGUCCAUUCAAAGACAGCAAUUUAAUCAUUACAGGUUCAACAGAUAAAUCUAUCAAGGUUACAAAUUAUGCAACCAAAUCUUUAGUUAAUGAAUUAACUGAUGUCGCAACUGGUGCAAUUAUAUCUUUAGAUUUUAAUCCAGUCAAUCCUGAAUUAUUAUUGGCAUCAUCAAUGGAUGGUAGUCAUUCACUUAUUAAAGUUACAAAAGAAGGUGAUAUUGAAUUACUUCAAAAAUUCAAAGAUCAUAUUAAAUAUGUUGUUUGUGUCAGAUGGAGCCCAGACGGUAAAAAAUUUGCAACAUCAUCUUAUGACAAAUCAGUUGGAUAUUAUGUUGAAGACCCAAAUAACCAAGGUCAAUAUAUUUUAGAAAAAGUUUGGAAUUUUACAGCUACUAUCGAAUCAAUAAUUUUCACACCAGAAUCAAGCCAUAUUAUUGCAGCAGUUCGUGAAUCAAACUAUAUUCACUAUUUAAAUACCGACAGUGAUUCAGGAUAUAACAUCGAUCGUUAUAAUAUGAAUUCAAAUGGUGAUGACCACGUCAGUUUUUCAGCAUUAGAAUUUUCAAUUACACCAUGCAAGAAAUAUUUAUUAGUCAGUACUGAUCGUAAUCGUCUUAUUCUCUUUAAAUUAUACUCUGAUAAACAACUUCGUAAUUUCUAUGGUGCAACUAACGAAUUCUUUGUAACAACUCGUAAUAUAAUCUGUCCAUCUGGUAAAUAUGUGUUCUCUACUUCACAAGAUAACUUAAUCUACGUUUGGGAAGUUGCCAAUCAAAAAAUAAUUGCUAAAUUAGAUGGUCAUAGAUCUUCCAUUAGAGACCUUUGCUUUUCACCCGAUAAAAUGUUUUUAGCAUCAUGUGGUUUCGACAAAAAAGUUAAUCUUUGGUCAAAAUUUUCAUCAUUGGAUAAUUAA